Molecule: messenger RNA, 2159 nt
Organism: Magnolia sinica
Lineage: Eukaryota; Viridiplantae; Streptophyta; Magnoliopsida; Magnoliales; Magnoliaceae
Product: ribonuclease TUDOR 1-like
Exons: 8
Coding region: 1-1029 (342 amino acids)
Biological process (GO): mRNA catabolic process
Cellular component (GO): cytosol; nucleus
Molecular function (GO): nuclease activity; RNA binding
Source: RefSeq, a predicted model, not a curated record
AUGGUGGAGCACAUUGCGAACCUUGCUGGGAACAAAACUCUAGUUUUGCCUGUGCCUGCAUUUAAUGUCAUCAAUGGAGGAUCACAUGGUUUCACUGUCAACCUGAAUUUUACGAACCUUGUUGGGAACAGAACUCGGUAUAGGCAGAUUGUCAAUUACUAUUUUAUUUCCCAUCUUGAAGAUUUCAUUCAUCUCAAAGCAUGUUAUCUUUUUCUCUCCGUAGGACAUGUUUCCAAAGGUGUAAAACCCAAAGGCAGGGGAGCUUCGAAGAAGGCUCUUGCUAGAAAGCAGAAAAUGCCAACAGCCGUUGAUAGUGAAGAGGAAGAUGAUAAGGAGCUUGAGCUGAAAGAACAACUGACAGCGUAUAACAUUGAUUCUCCUUCAGAUCAAACAGAAAGGGAUCCGUUAUGCGAAGGAUCCCCCAGUCAUGCAUGUAACGGACCUGCUGACGCAUCUGCAAAAAAAGCUAAAGAUUUCUUGCCCUUCUUGCAACAGAGUGAAAGGCUACCCGUUGUUGUGGAUUACGUCCUUAGUGGUCAUCGGUUUAAAUUGCUGAUCCCCAAGGAAACUUGCAGCAUUCCAUUCUCCUUCUCUAGUGUUAGAUGCCCCGGCCGCGAUGAGCCUUUCUUAGAUGAAGCAAUUGCCUUCAUGAGAAGAAAGAUCUUGCUGAGGGAUGUAGAGAUUGAAGUCAAAAUAGUUGAUAGAACUGGAACCUUCUUAGGUUCUUUAUGGGAAUCAAAGACCAACAUGGCUGUGGUUCUUCUAGAGUCUGGGCUGGCAAGGCUUCAAACUGCUUUUGGUGCUGACAGGAUUCCUAAUUCUCACCUACUUGCAAAGGCUAAGCCGUCUGCAAAAAACCAGAGAUUGAAGAUUUGGGAAAAUCAUGUUGAAGGACAGGAAGCUACUAAUGGGUCAUCAGUGGCUGAGACCAAACAGAAGGAAGUGCUUAAGGUGGUGGUUACUGAGGUACUGGGCGGUGGCAAGUUUUAUGUCCAAACAGUUGGAGAUCAGAAAGUGGCUGUUAUUUAGCAGCAACUAGCUUCAUUGACCCUCCAAGAUCCUCCUGUCAUUGGCGCUUUUAAUCCUAAGAAGGGGGAUAUUGUCCUUGCUCAGUUCAGUGCAUAUAAUUCUUGGAACAGGGCCAUGGUGAGACUCUCAUUAACUACAAAAAGUGGCUCCUUUUAUGUUCUGGAAAAGUUGGUCGCAAUCACUAGUUGUCAAUAAGCAGUAUUUAUAAUUUUAUUGGCUUUGAUGCACCAUCUGGCAUAGCUGUGCUUGGGUUAAGCAAUCACUAGUUGUCCCUAGCAUUUGUUUCUUCUAUCAAGAUAACGAUGAUUUUGGCCCCUUGAUGUAUCUAUUCUUGUUUUUUUUUCCCCCCUUUAUUAACAAUUUUUCAUGUGUUAAAAAAAAGGGAAUAUAAUGAAGAAUAUUGCUUCAAAUAGUCUGCAAACAUUAGUAAUUAAAUUUAGAAUGUUGUAAACACUAACAUAUAUUUGUUUUAUAAAAGCAAACUACCAGCAUUCAACCGAAUAUGAGUGGCAUGCUGUGGACGGGAUACCUGUAUGCCAUGUCUUGCAAAUUAGGAAAUAUGAAUUUGCAUCCUAACUUGUAUCUGGAGUCUGUAUCCAUCCUACCUUGGAGCAUUGUUGUUUUUGCUUGCUUUGGAGAUUUUAGAUAUUGCCUUCAUGAAAUUUCUUUUAGCUAUUUUCCCUAUAAUUUAAUAUUAUUUUUGGGAAUUGCAAUUGAUUUUAUUUUAGUUCAUUAGGGGGUGUUUGGCACAUGGCAUUGGGAAGGAUUAGGUGGGAUGGGAUUCAAAAAAUAUAAUUAUUACACAUGGCAGGGAUUGUCCCCUGAUACCAUGGGAUAAGCUUAAUUCCAUGCUAUGUUUGUAAUACAGUCGUACAUUGAAUGGAUAUACCUACCAUCAUUUGAAACUAUUGAGAAUAACACGUGUUAUAUCUAAACUGUUCAUUUGUUUUGUAACCUCAUUUUAUGGCAUGGGCCUAAAAAUGAGGCAGAUCCAAAACUUCUGAGUUUGAAUCCGAGAAAAACAUGCAUGUCUAUGUUGUUUCAACAGAAUCCCCAUCAUCUACUUUUGCCCCAUGUUUCUUUCAUGCUAGAAAUGCCCAUCAGCCCAGGAUCCUUCAUGAUGCGAGCAA